AUGACCCGAAAUAAUCUGUCAAAUUGCUGUCAUGAGAUUGAGAACAGUGUUGUACGAAAAGCUCAAAACUUCCAACCAACAAUUACGAAUCGUGCGUUAGUAGCUUUGUGUUCAGAUACUGCAUACGCCAAAUUCUAUCUUGCAUGUCCAUGCAAAUGUUCACUCACUCAACGAAUGUUAGAUCGCAUUGUGACCGACGAUGAUCAAAAGAAUUAUCGAGAAGCUGACGAGAAUAAAAGGCCAUUACUGAAUUUGAAAUUUCAGUGUCCACGCUGCUCAGACCCCUGCACAGGUUAUGAAUAUGAUGACCAGGAAAUGGAUCUUUAUAAGCGCAGAUUUGUACGCGGACGCUACACAUAUAUGCUGAUCGAUAAAACUUCAUCGAUGUCGGCUUCUGUGUUGGAACUGAAAUCUUCAAAACAGCUCAAAGGAGAAAGCAAAAAGACGCGCUUCGAUCAAACGAAACUAGCAAUAAAAGAAUUAUUGCGGGAAAUAGCUCUACAUGCAGGCCCCUUGGAUAAAGUUGAAGUAAAUACAUUUGAUAAAGAGUUAGCAAAGCGAACAUUGAUUCCUCCAUGCGAUGCUCAAAAUUCAAACACAAUAGAAAACCAAAAUCAAAUUGAUUCGAUCAACCUAAGUGGGGUCUUUGUUAAUACUCAUUUCUUCGAAGCAUUGAGUGCAGUUUAUGAUAUAUUGGAUCGUCGAGCUUAUUACACUAUUCAAUUGUACAUAUUCUCCGACGGUAACGAUACCAGUGAUAAACCAGAAGAUAACGAAAGUCUUCGCAAACUUGCUAAAUCACUACAUGAAAAACUAGGAGUCAAUUGCCGCUUUUUGGCGUGUGGCAUAUCGUUGACAAAUAUUAAUUACUUAAAUUUUGACUGGCUCGUCGGAAGGGACAAUAUUUCGGUGAUAUCAGGAAGUGCAGCGAUGAUUCGUGACCAAUGUGCUCUCAUUUACCAACAAGAUCGUUCAGGAAACCAACCAAGCGUUUCUACUGUUUCGAAUGAAGAUAUUGACCAGCGUCAUAUUUCCAAUCAAAGACGCUCUAAAGCUCCAAGUACGCCUUCUAAUGAAGGUACAUCUACCUCAAACGUUUUGGAUAUACUAUCGUAUGUUAUAUCACCAAAGACAUCAACAUAA
Messenger RNA from Rotaria socialis, 1143 nucleotides. The record is from the annotation of a GenBank genome assembly. NCBI's taxonomy places the organism in Eukaryota, Metazoa, Rotifera, Eurotatoria, Philodinida, Philodinidae.